UGUCUGAAGGAGUAGAAGAUCUUUGAAGCUGCCUCCAAGCUUUCCUCUAGUGUUACCUUCAUUCUCUCAAACACUCAAAGAUUUCUAGCAAUCUAAUUCUGCCAGCAGAUAAUAGCCGCAAAGCUGAGUUUAUUCUCUUUGUCGCUCUGUUGCGCAACGUUUACCUUCAAUCUCAGCUACCAUUGAUGGAAGUGACCGUAUGGUUGAGAAUGGAGGAAUCUGGCUAAAGGACUUUUCUCCCAAACGCUUCUCGCCUCCGCACAAAUAAGUAGACAAUGAUUAAUUGAUUCACGGUCAUUGUAGCAACAGACACAUUCUGGGUUUGAAGAAGCAAACUUGGCAUUGAGGUUCAGCAUUACUGGGAAGACUUCAUAGCACACCUUCCAGAGGAACAAUUGGAUUUUGGGGGGAUUGCAAGUUUCUAGAUUUGAGACCAAAGAUGGGGGUUCUGCAUUAUGUUUGGGCAAUGGUCAAUUUCAACAUGGUAGAAUUAGUUUAAUUGCGAGGAUUCUGCUUGCAAUUUCUGAGGGGAAAAUACUGUGAAUUAGAAUCUGGUUCCAUGACCGUGAGUUGAGCAAGAGGUCCUUCACCCAGAAAAUUGAGUUACACUGCGGUUGGAAAGAUUGAUUCUAGUUAAUGCAGAAAGGGAAAGGAGGUGGUAGCCAGGGGUCUCCAAAAACUUUAAUUCCGCUCCCAGAUCCUACUUUCCAGUUCAAGCCUUUCUCUACAACUCUGCGCCCUUCCAGGAUACUGCGCCAGCCCUAUGAAGUAGUAGACUAUGAUGUAGCUCCAAUGGAGAAAAAAGAGCAAGAAGCUUUGUAUUCUACCAUUCAAGGCUUCGUUGGUGAUUCAUGGAAUGGCUCAGAUCUUUAUCCAGAUCCUUGUGGUUGGACUCCAAUUCAGGGUGUAUCUUGUGAUCUGUUUGAUGGAUUUUGGUAUGUUACUGUCUUAAACAUUGGACCAAUCCAUGAUAACUCUCUGGUUUGUGCUCCAAAUUUGGAAUUUAGGCCACAAUUGUUUGAGUUAAGGCACCUGAAAUCUCUGUCCUUCUUCAAUUGCUUUCAAUCACCAAACAAGCUUCCAGUUAGCAUCCCGGCUGGAAGCUGGGACAAACUAGCCGAAAGCUUAGAAUCGCUCGAGUUCAGAUCAAACAAGGGCCUAAUUGGAACCAUUCCUUCAAGUUUCGGUGUCCUCAAGAACCUCGAAUCGCUUGUGUUGCUAGAGAAUGGCUUAUCAGGUGAAAUUCCAACAGAAAUUGGUAGUCUCAUCAAAUUGAGAAGACUUGUUCUUGCUGGAAACUAUUUCAAUGGUAACAUUCCGGAUACAUUUGGUGGACUUAAGGACUUAUUAAUCUUUGAUCUAAGUCAGAAUUCGCUAUCCGGGGUGUUGCCUUCGACACUUGGAAGCUUAACUUCAGCAUUGAAGAUUGAUGUUAGCCACAACAACUUGGAAGGUAAUUUGCCAAAUGAAUUUGCUAAUCUUAAGAAUUUGACACUUAUGGACCUUAGAAGCAACAAAUUCUCUGGUGGAUUAACUUUGUCUCUUGAAGAAAUGUGUUCCUUGGAAGAAAUGGUUUUGUCCAACAAUCCCUUAGGUGGAAGCAUCAAUGUCCUAAAGUGGGAAAAGCUUAAGAACUUGGAAGUUUUGGAACUCUCUAACAUGGGGCUAAUAGGUGAAAUUCCUGAGUCAAUAUCAGAGUUAAAGAAAUUGAGAUUUCUAGGCCUAAGUGAUAACAACCUCACAGGAACAUUGUCACCUAAGCUAGAAUCUCUUCCUAGCCUCAAUGCAAUUUACCUAAGUGGAAACAAUUUCAUAGGAGAGCUUAAAUUCUCCAAGGACUUCUAUGGAAAAUUAGGGAGGCGUUUUGGUGCAUGGAACAACCCAAACCUUUGUUACCAAAUUAGAGAAAUGUCAAGUAGCAGUGUUCCUUAUGGAGUAAAACCAUGCCAACAACACCAAGAAGAGGUUAAUUUGGUAGAAUAUAAUUCAAAUUCUAAGAUUCUCAAUGGGAAUGUGAAUGUGACUUCACAUAACUACAUAUCCUCUAUGGGGGUUUCUAGCCAUGUUACCAAUGGCUUAUGGUGCAGUUUUAUGGAAACAAUGUUGGUGAUGUGUCUAUGUCUAGUUGUAUAGUUAGCUCUUCCAUCAAGAACAAAGAUUCAACUUGUAUUUCUUUUUCUUUUAAUUUUUCUUUUUUAGGCUUUUUAGUUUUCUUCUAACAUAUGCUGAUAGUGUUGUCAAUUACUUAAUUUAUUGCCCAACAAAUUAGUUAUCUUCACCUGAACAUUGCAGCUCAAUUAAUAUGGUUUCUUUAAUUGAUAUCUGUAUAAUAUAGUAACUACUCCACAUUA
This is a messenger RNA of Arachis ipaensis, 2351 nucleotides long. RefSeq lists its product as uncharacterized. The record is from RefSeq and is a predicted model, not a curated record. Gene Ontology annotation, molecular function: protein binding. Lineage: Eukaryota; Viridiplantae; Streptophyta; Magnoliopsida; Fabales; Fabaceae.